Molecule: messenger RNA, 315 nt
Organism: Puma concolor (puma)
Lineage: Eukaryota; Metazoa; Chordata; Mammalia; Carnivora; Felidae
Source: RefSeq, a predicted model, not a curated record
AUGGACUGGCCGCACAACCUGCUGUUCCUUCUGACCGUCUCCAUCUUCCUGGGGCUGGGCCAGCCCAGGAACCCCAAAGGCAAGAGGAAGGGGCCAGGGCGGCCUGGAACGCUGGCUUCUGGGCCUCACCAGGUGCCGCUGGACCUGGUGUCACAGGCGAAGCCGUACGCCCGCAUGGAGGAAUACGAGAGGAACGUCGGGGAGAUGGUAGCCCAGCUGAGGAACAGCUCUGAGCCGGCCAGGAGGAAGUGUGAAGUCAACCUGCAGCUGUGGCUGUCCAACAAGAGGAGUCUGUCGCCCUGGGGCUACAGGUAG